Molecule: messenger RNA, 2177 nt
Organism: Mus pahari (shrew mouse)
Lineage: Eukaryota; Metazoa; Chordata; Mammalia; Rodentia; Muridae
Gene: Ankrd49
Product: ankyrin repeat domain 49
Exons: 3
Coding region: 509-1228 (239 amino acids)
Molecular function (GO): protein binding
Source: RefSeq, a predicted model, not a curated record
CGCGUGUCCGGAGCGGUGGGGCGGGCGGCUGUGGGCGGCCGGCCGCCUCGCAGGUAGCGCGGUGGCGGAGUCUCCGCUUCGGGAUUCGGAAGGCCUCGCCUGCCAGGCCGAAGACCUCUCUUCCCUGCUUCCCCCGACGACCGUCCCAGAAGCGCCGGCUUCGUGUGUUCAGAGACCCUUGAAGAGAGUGCAGGAGGAAUGAUUCGGAGCCUUGAGUUAGAGCAGACCCGUCAGCUCCGACCCCCUCAGGACCUCCGGAGGGCCCGUGUAGCGCAGCGACUCUUCUCUGUCACCCCGAGCGCAGGCCUCUGAGAUGGGGCGUGGGGCUCCACCCCACUGAGACGAGAACUGGAACAGUUCCUAUCUCUCUCAAAAUGGAGUGUUCCCUUUAAAUUAGGAGACGCAUCCUAUUCCUCCAUAAUAGUUGGAAAGAAUGCAGACAUAAUUCAUCUCUUUAAAGAUUGCGCCCUAGUACUUGAAAUGCUUUUUAUUUAAAAGAGUAGUAAAAAUGGAAAAAGAAAAAGUAAAGGAUGAUGAAAAACCAGAGCUGGAUAACUCUGUGGACUUUUCUGAACAGUUUAACCAACUUGAAUUGUUGAAAACUCACGGACACCUGAUUCCCACUGGUACUCAGAGUCUCUGGGUAGGCAAUUCUGAUGAAGAUGAGGAGCAAGAGGAAAAAAACGAAGAGUGGUACCAAUUGCAAGAAAAAAGAAUGGAAAAAGAGCCAAGCAAAUUGCUUCUUUGGGCUGCUGAAAAAAAUCGGCUUGCUACGGUGCAGAGACUACUCUCUGAGAAGGCCGCUGAAGUGAACACUAGGGAUGAAGAUGAGUAUACCCCUCUUCACCGAGCAGCCUACAGUGGGCAUUUAGAUGUUGUUCGUGAGCUGGUGGCUCAGGGGGCAGAUGUUCAUGCAGUGACUGUGGAUGGCUGGACACCACUGCACAGUGCUUGUAAGUGGAAUAAUACUAGGGUGGCCUCUUUCUUACUUCAGCAUGAUGCAGACAUCAACGCCCAAACAAAAGGCCUUUUGACCCCUUUGCACCUUGCUGCUGGGAACAGGGACAGCAGAGACACCCUGGAACUCCUCCUGAUGAAUCGUUACAUCAAACCAGAGCUGAAGAACAACUCACAAGAAACUGCUUCUGAUAUCGCCAGGAGGACAAGCAUCUAUCACUACCUCUUUGAAAUUGUGGAAGGCUGUACAAACUCUUCACCUCCGUCUUAAUGACUCUAGUAAUUUUAAGUUUCAAAGUACCAGUGCCUCCCAUGUGUGAGAUGUAAAAUAUUCCCAUGUACAGAGAAAAGAUGUCUCACUACAGAAAUUCUGUUGUGCGCAUCACAGCUUUUUUCCAAGUCAGCUGCCUGACCUUGAUGUCACAUGUAUUUGAGAGGUAUUUGGGUGCAUCUGUGGUGAUUUCUGCAGUGUGUGAUUUUUAUCAGAAGUAAUUUUACUGGACACAGGUAAUACAGAAACUAAGGAUAUUUUUUGGUGCUGAUCCAAGAGAAAAGUAUUUUUAAAUAUCCCAUACCCUGGGUCUUUGUUCAGUUUAGCACAUUGACUUGUAUUUUUAUAAGCUAACUCCAAAUUUUCAUCUUGAACAUACUGGUGCAGUUCAGCUGUCUUCUCUGCAUCUCCAGUUUCUUUCAUUCUAAACAAGAAACACUAAAAAUUAGUGUCUUAACAUCUUUGUAAGUUUAAAAAUAGUAGUGGAAUGUUUAGAUGUUUUGUUUUUCAAGAUGUAGGCCAUUCUGAGAAAAGCGGUUAGGGAGAUGUUUAAUCCUUGAAUGUUUUACACUGCCUCCCCCACCACAUUCAUAACCCUGUGGACAGUCCUACCUCACCCUGGUCAACCCAUGUGACCCUUACUGUUAUGGCCAGACAGUGUCUCCAUUAAGACAUGCACAAAACUGUAUCUUGGUCCAAAAGAUUAAAACUGCCCUCUGAAGUGUUCACCUUUCUCUCCUGCUGGAUUAGGCAUUACUCAUAAGUUCCAGGAAAUGUCCAGCACUAUCCCCACGGCCCUCAUUUUCUACAAGCCAUGACAGAGGAUAAAGGAAAAGGAAUUCUAACAGUGAGGAAUGAUUGUCAUAUGGGACCACAACAUCAAGUGGCUCAGGCUUUCUUAAAACAGAAAAAAACAAAAACAAGCAACCAGACAAACAAAUGAAAAAAA